AUGUCAGACAAGAGCAUGGUUCUCUCAAGAUUUAUGUUUUGUGUCAUGGUUAUUGCUAUGUUCCUUCUGGUCCUAUCUUCCUUUUUCCUCCUCCACUUGAGCAACCAUUCAUUCAUUCCUAGAUCAGUGUUGGAGCUUGUUAUUGUCAACAACACAUCACUUGCCUUUAAACCCAGUUUCAAGAGGGAACAAAUUGCACCCCCUCCCUUACGUUCUCAAGGUUCAAAAUUUCAACCACAAAGGUGUCAACUUUCUAAUUCAAGCCAGAAAUCAAGUCCUCCGGGGCAGCUGAGGAAGAUGGCGUGUGACGCAAACCUUGCUCUCUUAAGGGUAUUCAUGUAUGACUUACCUCCAGAGUUUCACUUUAGGUUAUUGGAUUGGAAGGGGAGUGCGAACCAAACAUGGCCUAAUGUGAAUAACCCAAAAGAUGUUCCUCCAUAUCCAGGUGGGCUUAAUUUACAGCAUAGUGUGGAGUACUGGCUCACUCUUGAUCUUCUGUCUUCAAACAUUGCAAAAGUUUUUAGGCCUUGUAGUGCAAUUAGAGUGCUGAAUGCAAGUCAAGCAGAUGUGGUCUUUGUGCCAUUUUUCUCAUCUUUGAGUUACAACCGGCAUUCCAAAAUCCAUGGAAAGGAAAAAGUUAGUGUUAACAAAAUGCUGCAAGAGAGAUUGGUACAGUUUCUAAUGGGGCGGGAAGAAUGGAAACGUUCCGGAGGGAAGGAUCAUGUGAUUGUGGCCCACCAUCCUAACAGCAUGGUUGAUGUAAGAAGAAAGUUGGGUUCUUCCAUGCUUGUGCUUGCAGAUUUUGGAAGAUACCCUUCUAAAAUAGCAAAUAUUAAGAAGGAUAUAAUAGCUCCAUAUAGGCAUCUAGUAAACACUAUACCAAGAACUGAGUCAGCUUCAUAUGAGGAACGUUCUACACUUCUAUAUUUCCAGGGGGCAAUAUAUAGGAAAGCUGGAGGAGCUGUUCGCCGUGAACUAUAUUACCUCCUCAAAGAUGAGAAAGAUGUGCAUUUUACGUUUGGAAGCAUAAAAAGAAAUGGAAUUAAGCAGGCAAGCCAGGGCAUGGCUUUAUCCAAAUUUUGCUUAAACAUUGCCGGAGAUACCCCAUCCUCUAAUCGCCUCUUUGACGCCAUUGUGAGCCACUGUGUACCUGUGACCAUUAGUGACGAAAUUGAGCUACCAUUUGAAGAUGUUUUGGACUACUCAGAAUUUGGCUUAUUUGUCCGUGCCUCAGAUGCUGUGAAGAAAGGCUACCUGAUGAAUCUGCUUCGUUCAAUUGAGCGAGAGAAAUGGAUAAAGAUGUGGGAAAGGUUAAAGGAUAUUACACAACACUUCGAGUAUCAAUAUCCAAGCCAGCCUGGAGAUGCAGUGAAUAUGAUUUGGGAGGAAGUUGCGCAUAAGAUAUCUUCACAACAGUUAAAUUUGCACAGGAAAAAUAGAUACUAG
Sphenostylis stenocarpa is the source of this 1446-nucleotide messenger RNA. Lineage: Eukaryota; Viridiplantae; Streptophyta; Magnoliopsida; Fabales; Fabaceae. The record is from the annotation of a GenBank genome assembly.